Messenger RNA from Durusdinium trenchii, 1751 nucleotides. The record is from the annotation of a GenBank genome assembly. Lineage: Eukaryota; Dinophyceae; Suessiales; Symbiodiniaceae.
UCUCCACCUCCGCGCCCGAACGGAACCGGUUCCCGGGCGAGUCACACCGGAGACCUUCCAUGGCAUGGCGGACCUGGAAGCCUCGGUGCUGAACUCCUUGUGCCGAUGCAAGCAAGGUGAUUUGAAGAAAGGCGAUGGCUUUCGCCCCAUCCCUGAAGCUGAGGAGGCGGAGUUCUUUCUUUGUGGAGAGCCGCCGGAGGAGCCCUUGCCACCCGAAGAGGUCCCGCAGCUCCCGAGCCGGCCACGAGAAGGACUCAUCACCUACUCGGCUGAGAUGGAUUUGCCUUUGAAUCAACCGCCCAUGCGAUCUGGAGAGGUGUGGCACUUGUGCCAAGAAGAUGGGAAAACCUUUGAGAAGGUGAUCCUCUCGAUCCACUCCAACGGAUUUGCCAUUAGAUAUCCUGAUGACGACUAUUCUUUGAUGAGUAUUGCAUGGUCACCUUUUUCACUGGUUCAAGCCUGUCGACUUCAUACCAUUCAGGCGGACCAGUCCCAACCUUGGCUACGGCUUUUUAAAGUGUCGGUCUUCCACCAUGGGCUGACGCAUUUCUUCGCCACCCAUGGCUUGGGUGCAGACACCGAGCGGGCACGCUGGGUGGCUGACGUGUCGCGCGCCUUGCGGAUCCUCACGCAGUCACUCUUCCCGAGCUUUCAGUUGGCGGUGUUCCCCCUUCCGGGAGCCAGUUGGACCUCCACACGUCUACUGGCAGGCUACAUGCUGCUCUAUGAUGACCAGGGUGUUUCCUUGGUGUAUGGAGAGCUGCAUGCACAUUGCGAUAAUACAGCGGGUUUUGCGGCCUAUGAGGAUGAUGCGUGUAAGGUUCAGGUGGUGCACCUCGCGAUUGACACCAACACUUGUGUGAGCGAGCGCGUGGGCAUCGACUGCAGCUGCUUCAGCCUGGGGGACCACCACUUUUCCACGCGGACCUGUGCGGAGAAGAUGCUGUGGCUCCGGGCUAUCAGCAACGUCAAGGUCAAGCUCCGCCACUUGGCUGCCACGCCGACGCCCACAGAGCUGCGCUUCUACCGCGCCGCAGUGCGCGAGCAGAUCAACAGCCUCCCCCCGGCCUCGGACUCCGAUCCCCAGCCCGCGCUGCUGCCUCGGCGGCGGAGCAACUUAUCGCAGUUGCCCCGUGCUGGCCCAGUGCAGGCUUUGCCGAUGAUGUCAAUGUCGAGUCCAAAGCCAGACUCAGGCAUGUUGAACGGCCACGGAGGGGGCGUGGGGCCCAACUGCCAAUCUUCAGAGCCUGUGGCAUUGCUCAAGGACAAUUUGGGCGAUGGCAACGACGUGCCUCCUCCCAUGGAAUUCCCCAAAUCCACUCGGGUGGCUCUCGGGGAAGUGGGCGGUCGGCAGCUGGCUCCAGAGCGGGACCGAUCGCAUAUUUGAGGUCCAAUGUGCAAGUGACUCGUGGCUCGCAGCUAAAUAGCUUGAUCUAGAAAGAAGAGAAGGCUAAAUAGCUGAUGAUGCUGAUGACGUUACGUUCUCAGACUGUGCUCACCAGAAGUUUGUUGGAUGGCAAGAUGCCACUCCACGAGAAUAGGACAAGGCCAAUGGCUCCGUGCAAAAGAUGCUGCGCAACACGGAUGCAUGAGAAACCCACCACCCCUGACGAUUCCUCAGGUUUAGUUUGGACAUAGUAUCGUUACAAUACUUAGUAGUGUAAUUACACUUUCUUUCAACAACAUGUAAAGUCCGGCUAGAGCAGAGGGAGUGUGUCGCGUUUGCAGACAGCGACAUUCGCAGAAAUCUA